GUCAAGGCUGCGACAAAGCGUUGUGCCUUCCGGCCAGUCGCUUUCUCUGGAACAGCGCCUGGUGCUGUCAGUUGAUUUAACAGGUUCACGGCCACACCCACCUGGGAAGAUCGGAGAAGACCCUCCCUCGUGUGGAAGAGUACGCCCUCUACCGGCCAGGUAAUGUUACCUGUUGCUUUCUCGGAUGAACUAAGGAAUAUCGACAGAUUUUCCGGGAAGAGGAAAGGGGCAGCACGUGCUAUCUUUUAGUCUGAGUCUGACUCAGCUUUCAAUCACCCAAAGUUCUAGUUAUGAACCUUCACAUCUGACGAGCAGCAACGCUAUGGAAACAUGUGUUCUGAUUCCGUCCGAACUUAGUCUGGUGCUGAUAUCAUCUUCAGACAGCAAGAUCAGUCAUCCGUGUGAAACGGGAGUGUGUGUAUGGAGUAACCAGAAGAUUUCUCGUGGAAGGAGAUUUUUACCUUUUCAAGGAACCCUCAGAUUAGACAACUUAGAAGUGUACAGCUACUUGCAAGACAGUGACGUACGCCAUAACUUUGGUUGCUUUGAUGAAGUUCAACAGAUUGACGCCCGCAGCGUGCGCCACUGCAACUGGGUUAGAUUUCUGCGGAUUUCCCCGAUCUUUUGCCCUGAAGUCAACCUUAUCGGAUCUUUGGUCAAAGGCGAACCCGUUUAUGAGGUUAUCCGCAAUGUUGCAGCAAACACGGAAUUGGUAGCUUACUACGAAGUGCUAAAGGAGGAUCGUGAGAGCCCACAUUUUCUUCUUGGAGCUCGAAGACUGACUGGAACUCAUUACAGACACACGAUCGACUUACUUUUAGAAGAAUCUCCGCUAGAUCUGUCAAAAUCCUUGCUGUUCUCAAGAGCUCCGAUACUAUGUCACGGAAAUAAGGACCACCAAACUCUAAACACGAUACGUUUCGAGACAGACAAGCGACGCUCUGUAUCCAAUGGUUGGUUUUCCACGAGCGAUGAGUCUGCAGGAGUUGAGGCCCGCCAGGUGGCAGCGAAGAAGGCCCGCGAGCGAUCUCUCCUGCCUUGUGAAGUAUGCGGCAAAGCCUUCGAUCGACCUUCCCUCCUCAGAAGACACAUGCGGACACACACAGGUGAAAAACCCCAUAUUUGUGACGUAUGUGGGAAAGGUUUCAGUACUUCCAGCUCUCUCAAUACUCACCGCAGGAUCCACUCUGGCGAGAAACCCCACCAAUGUCACGUCUGUGGUAAACGGUUUACUGCUAGUUCUAACCUUUACUACCACAGGAUGACCCACAGUAAGGAGAAGCCACACAAGUGUACAAUAUGUGCCAAAUCCUUUCCUACACCUGGUGACCUGAAGAGCCAUAUGUACGUCCAUAACGGUUCGUGGCCUUUCAAGUGUCAUACUUGCAACCGAGGCUUUAGCAAGCAGACCAACCUAAAGAACCAUCUCUUCCUACACACAGGUGAUAAGCCUCACGUGUGCGGGUUUUGCCAGAAAAGAUUUGCUCUUGCCUGUAAUCUUCGAGCUCAUUUAAAAACUCACGAAGGUGAUCUCCAGGAGCGUUGUUCUGUAUGUGCCAUGGUAUCUCCUGUCUCCGCCAAACACGGGUCUUGCUUGAACUGCUACAACAAAAGCAACGGAAUUUCCCUAAUGAAGAGACGAGCCAACCUGACAAGUGAAAAGACCGUUUCACCCAAGCCCUCGCUAUCAUCCAGUCUUACGGCUUACAGGGGUGUCGUCACGGAGAGCGAAACUUCUCGAGCGCCUCUACUGUUCGGGAUUUUGGACCAGAUGAUGUUAAAUUACCGUGAAAAAACCUGCCAGCUCUCGCCCCUCAAACUAGUUUAGAAAACAAUCCUUAGUUAUCUACAUUUGCUCAAUCUUUGUGUUUUAAUACAUUUCAGUGAACAGGCGGAAUGACGAGCGAGUUAGGCGGCCAGUGUUAUCCGUCCCUAGAAGAAAUGUAGAAGUAGCAUAACAAGAUUAUAAUACCCCUCCCCCCUUGAUUUCCCCUCGCUCUGACAUCUGCAGACGUUAUUUUUGCUAAAAUGUUAGACAGUUGUUUCCUGAACUUUUUUAAAAUACCAUGUUAGUUUGUGGGGCGCUCGUGAUCACGAUUUUUUAGGUUCUAGUUGCUGCUUUCUGUCAUACAAAACCUACAAAAAGCAUCCUCAUUUUUCCUAUAUUUGUAUUCUUGAUACACGUUUUUGUAAAGUUUUUAACUAAUUGUACAACUUUGUAUGAUUAUUAUGGCCUAAACUAAUCGACAUUAAAAUUACCUGGACGAAUCCAAACUGGAUUACAAAGUAAAAAUUGUUGCUUGUUUGAAUUCCAUGGACGAAUAAAAUCUUGUAUUAACUAAGAAGAUUACUGGAUUACAAAGUAAAAUUGUUGCUUGUGUGAAUUCCAUGGACGAAUAAAAUAUUAUAUUAAUUAAGAAGAUUACUGGAUUACAAAGUAAAAUUGUUGCUUGUGUGAAUUCCAUGGACGAAUAAAAUCUUGUAUCAAUUUAGAAGAUUACUGGAUUGCAAAGUAAAAUUAUUGCUUGUGUGAAUUCCAUGGACGAAUAAAAUCUUGUAUUAAUUAAGAAGAUUAUUGGAUUACAAAGUAAAAUUAUUGCUUGUGUGAAUUCCAUGGACGAAUAAAAUCUUGUAUUAAUUAAGAAGAUUACUGGAUUACAAAGUAAAAUUGUUGCUUGUGUGAAUUCCAUGGACGAAUAAAAUAUUAUAUUAAUUAAGAAGAUUAUUGUGUGUUUUUGUUUUUUUACUGGAGAAAAGCUACGCUUAUUCUAGUCAAGAGCUAAAUAAAGCUUUUUGUUUUA
Molecule: messenger RNA, 2801 nt
Organism: Limulus polyphemus (Atlantic horseshoe crab)
Lineage: Eukaryota; Metazoa; Arthropoda; Merostomata; Xiphosura; Limulidae
Product: zinc finger protein 558-like
Exons: 8
Coding region: 323-1828 (501 amino acids)
Cellular component (GO): nucleus
Source: RefSeq, a predicted model, not a curated record